Messenger RNA from Symbiodinium sp. CCMP2592, 1386 nucleotides. NCBI's taxonomy places the organism in Eukaryota, Dinophyceae, Suessiales, Symbiodiniaceae. The record is from the annotation of a GenBank genome assembly.
AUGGCUUGUGUAUCUAAGGCACCGCAGGCGAAGGUGAAGCAAGAGCCGAAGGAGAUACCGAAUCCUGCCAUGCCGGAUGACGACAAGAAGGAGGACGGCGAUAUCAACGAUUGGUUGAACAACUUUGUAGACAACGACGACACGGUCUCCACUGCGGCCUCGAGUGCUCCUUCGAAGCGCAGGAAGGCGACAAAGAUCUACUUUUGUGUGAUCUGCAAGCGGUCCAGCGAGGACAACCACUGGGGACAGUACGACCACCGCAGAGACCCUUUUGGCGACUUGUGCAGACGGUGCAUGACUGUCAUUUUCCGCAUCUUUCCGGGUGAGCCCGUAGCUGAAAUUUGCAUCAAGUACCAUGACAAAGGUGACAACACAAAUGUCAAGGUCAUGAUCGAUGCUGGGAUCAGUGUCAUGGAAGGGGCUGAGCCUCGUCUGAAUCCUGCAUCCAGCGUCCAGAAGGAGACCCACCAGGGAUGGCAGAUUUCCUUCAAGGUUGCUUUCUUGACAGAGUCCCAGAUAACGGCUCUAUGCAAGGGCAUUCCACCAGAAGCCUUGAACCUCAAGGACUUGAAGAAAGUGUCCUUGAAAAUCACAGACGGCACCUUGUGCGAUGGCUACCUGCUUUCCUAUGUUGGCCUCCCACAGGACGUCAGAGAUUCUGUGCACGAGGUCCAAAUCUUUCGCAGCACUGGUUUCGAGCAUCAGGAGUUGUAUAUGCCCGCAAGCAAUCAGUUGGUCCCGCAACAAGCUGCAAACACCUGGAAUUUCCUCACGGCUGCAGACCUCAGGGGCCGUGUCCAAGCACUCAAAACCCCCAACACGGGUUCACGGCUGAGUGCGAUCCAAGCGGAUGCCAAUAAAGUUUAUGAAGAUCGAAAGAAGACGGAGGAAGCCGCUGCUGCUGUGAAACAGGAGCCCGGUGAAGGAGGUUGCAUCAGCAGCGAGGACGAGAACAUGGAUGCCGAUGAACGGGCGCGAAGGGAGCUCCACAAGUCUGCUGCGGCGGAGGCACCCUUGGAGAUGACUUUCUUGGAUGAGGAUGCAACUGCCACAACAAAAGCACCGAAGAAAAGGAUCACCAAGGGAAAAGGCACCGGCAAGGGUUCCGCAGGUCGGGGUAGCGGACGCUCUUCGUCGCCUCCGCCACCCAAGAAACCGAGAGGUACCGGUUCGCAGAGUGGGGGGGCGAAGUGCACAAGUGUCCCCUUGAGUGAGCUCGACUUGGCCAAGCUUCCACCAAACUUGUCAAAGAUUGCAUCGCGCAUUGGAUCCGUGCCAGACUGCUUUUACAAACUCGAUCCAUUGCUUUGCUUUGUGGAGCCUCUGGGAAGAUCCGUCGAUGCGGCCGGGCAGGGAGGGUUGGGGAGUGAGAAAGCGAGUGAUUGA